Homalodisca vitripennis (glassy-winged sharpshooter) is the source of this 1040-nucleotide messenger RNA. RefSeq lists its product as uncharacterized. The transcript is spliced from 7 exons. The record is from RefSeq and is a predicted model, not a curated record. Lineage: Eukaryota; Metazoa; Arthropoda; Insecta; Hemiptera; Cicadellidae. The coding region runs from base 216 to 989 and encodes 257 amino acids.
UGCAACUAUAAAUGUCAUGAAAAGGCAAACAUAAGCAGUACAAUCUGAUAGGAAUGAAUCGUAACAUGCGAAACAUAUACAUAUUCUACAUUACGCUUUCAUUACCAACUCUUGCAGUAUUAGGUGUUGUAGAUUACUGAGUAAUGAACUAGUGAUUGAUCUUACCGGAGUAUUUGGGUCAAGACUCCAAAAACUGCGUGAGUGACUGGUGAUUCAUGUUAUCCGGACAUAUACUUGUCUCUGCUACCUUCUGCUGUUUGGCAGUAUAUGCCAGAUAUGGUUUUCGCAAAGAAGUGUGUCCAGCCGAUGACGUACUAGUUGAAAGUAGCUUUGAUUUUGAUUUCGUAUAUUCCAAUCAGCCGUUGUUUGUAAACUUUUUACCGAAGACGGAUGAAAAUGCAAUCAUUGACAACAUAUGUUUAACGUUUUUCCCUCUUCCAGAUGAUCCAAAAACGUACACCUGUUACUUCUCUACUGUAUUCUGCGAUGGAUCAACUAGGGUUGAGUCUGCUAUAUUAAGGGAAAUACAACCUGGAAAAUUUCGUGGCUCAAAUCCUUCUUGUACUUACACUUCAAACAUAAUCGGGUUUGCAGGAUGCGACACGUAUCUAGAUUACAAGUGCUUUGAAUAUGGAGAAUGCGACGACUCUACUUAUCUUCAGGGUCUCUCCACGAUCUGCCGUCCGGUGGGACUGUCUUGUCUGAAAAAACUUGAAGAAAUUGUGAGUGAUUUGCAUAUGCCAGAAGCUGAAUACUUUAUACUCCCUAUGCAGCUUCCGAAUCAAUGUGUCACGGAACAGUCAUGUGCCAACAACAUCGAAUUAAACUUUUUCCGUGCUCUCAAUAUCCCUGCACCAAUACCUCCACCAAUACCACCACACCUACCACCACCACCCCCUCCACCUUUUAAUCCAGCUGGUGAAUAUUUCCCUCCUGUUCCACCAAUGCCCCCGCCAUAUUACUUCCCUUAUCCUCAAUACUAUGUUUAGUAUUCAACAUGUUUUCUGGCUUUCCAAAAUAAAUCAUUGUUUAUCUGGAUA